Molecule: messenger RNA, 6228 nt
Organism: Mobula hypostoma (lesser devil ray)
Lineage: Eukaryota; Metazoa; Chordata; Chondrichthyes; Myliobatiformes; Myliobatidae
Gene: llgl1
Product: LLGL scribble cell polarity complex component 1
Exons: 23
Coding region: 147-3254 (1035 amino acids)
Biological process (GO): establishment of spindle orientation; regulation of Notch signaling pathway; regulation of protein secretion
Cellular component (GO): plasma membrane; cortical actin cytoskeleton; cytoplasm
Molecular function (GO): myosin II binding; GTPase activator activity
Source: RefSeq, a predicted model, not a curated record
AAAAGAAGCGGCCGUGGAGCCACCGAGAGCUCUCGGCGUGAGUUUAGCCCUUCCGGCUCGUUUUCCCUUCACCCAGCCGCAGAUCUACCCGCUCCCGGAGAUAACGCGUGCCUGCACCCAGCCCACCCAGGGUCUGAGUCGAGACCAUGAUGAAAUUUCGAUUCCGCCGACCGGGCAAUGACCCGCAGCGGGAGAAACUCAAAUUGGAGCUGUUCGCCUUCAAUAAGACAGUCGAGCAUGGAUUUCCAAAUCAGCCUAGCUCUUUGGCACAUGAUCCGAAACUCCGGCUAAUGGCCAUUGCAACCAAAUCAGGAUCUUUGAAAAUCUAUGGAGUUCCAGGCGUGGAGUUUACAGGGCUACACAAAGAAACUGGCACAGUGACGCAGAUACACUUUCUACCUGGCCAGGGCCGCCUACUGUCUUUGUUAGAUGAUAAUACCAUUCACUUGUGGGAGAUUAAUCAAAAGAACAACUAUUCUUUCCUGGAAGAAGUCCGAACUUUCAGACUUCCUGGGCGGCCAGGAUUCGAUGGCGCAAAUGCUCCUCCCAGCAUUACCAGAAUUACUGUGAUCAUGUUAAGGUCUUGCUGCAAAGUGGCAUGCUUGGGGACAGAAGGUGGAGGUGUGUACUUCUUGGAUUUGCCUUCAGUGCAGCUGCUGGACGAUAGAACUCUCCUUCAGGAUGAAGUCUUGCAAGGUGUUCCAGAUGAUUACAAAUGUGGAAAAGCUCUGGGAGCAGUAGAGUCUCUCCAGGAACAUCCAACUGAUCCAGACAAGAUUCUGAUUGGCUACAGCAGAGGCCUGGUGCUCCUGUGGGGCCAGAGCACCCGCCAAGUGGAGAAUCUGUUUCUAAGCAAUCAGCAGCUUGAGAGCCUCAGCUGGGAGCGAAGCAGCAGGACAUUUGUGAGUUCCCACAGUGAUGGAAGCUACAUGGUGUGGCCAGUGAACAAUGCAAAGUACAAGAACCAGCCCAUCACCUCUUCGAUUCCAUUUGGCCCUUUUCCUUGCAAAGCUAUCAACAAAAUCCUUUGGAGAACCUCUGAAAUGGGGAGUCCGUUCAUAAUCUUCAGUGGAGGAAUGCCAAGAGCUAGUUAUGGAGACAGGCACUGCAUUACUAUAAUGCAGGGCAAGACCCAAGUUACUCUGGACUUCACCUCACGUGUGAUUGACUUCUUUACAGUGCAUAACAUAGAUCCAGACCAAGAGUAUGACAAUCCCAGAGCCCUUCUCGUGCUGGUUGAAGAAGAGCUGGUGGCAGUGGAUCUGCAGACUCCGGGCUGGCCAACCGUCACUCCACCAUACCUAGCACCACUCCAUUCCUCGGCCAUCACUUGUUCCUAUCACAUUUCCAACAUUCCAGCCAAGCUCUGGGAGAGGAUAAUCUCUGCAGGGAAGCAACAGAACCCUCAGAUUUCAACAGUGGAGUGGCCAAUUAAUGGUGGGAAAAAUCUGGCCCCAGAACCUGCCCACAAGGGACUUCUGCUCACUGGGCAUGAAGACGGGACAGUACGUUUCUGGGAUGCAUCUGGUGUGUCACUGAAACCUCUUUAUAAACUAGCCACAGCAAAUAUUUUCCAGACGGAUGCAGACCACAAUGAGGGUUUCUCUCAGUGUGGGGAGGAGGAAUGGCCUCCAUUCCGCAAGGUUGGCUGUUUUGAUCCUUAUAGUGAUGAUCCAAGGUUGGGAAUUCAGAAGAUUUCAUUAUGUAAAUAUAGCAGUCGGUUGGUGGUUGCUGGCACAGCAGGACAGGUUAUCGUAAUGGAAUUUAAUGAUGAAAAGUCAGAACGAAAAAUCAGUCUCUCUACAGUUGACCUCCUUCAGGAUCGUGAAGGCUUCACGUGGAAGGGCCAUGACAGGUUAAACCCAAAGGAUGGUUUAAUCAGCUUCGUCAGUGGCUUCCAGCCAAGCUUCCUGCUUCAGUGUGUCCCUCCAGCGGCUGUGACAGCAGUGGCUUUGCACACUGAGUGGCAGCUUGUGGCUUUUGGUACCAGUCAUGGUUUCGGCAUCUUUGAUUACCACAGGCAACAGCCAGUGCUGGCUAGGUGCACACUGCAUCCAAAUGAUUCUUUAGCAAUGGAGGGUCCACUGUCCCGGGUGAAAUCACUGAAGAAGUCAUUGCGUCAGUCAUUCAGAAGGAUUCGGAAAAGCAGGGUCUCUGGGAAGAAGCGACCAUCAUCAAGCAGCCCCACCAGCAAGAUCCAAGAAGCAAAUGCCAAACUUGCUGAGCAGGAUGGUCCUUGUGAUGUGGAGGUGACUCCAGUACAGAGACGGAUAGAGCCACGUUCUGCAGACGACUCUCUUUCGGGUGUUGUCCGCUGCCUUUAUUUUGCUGACACAUUUUUGCGAGAUGCCACACACCAUGGCCCUACACUGUGGGCAGGAACAAAUGCUGGGUCUGUUUACGCAUAUGCACUGGAGGUUCCAUCCAGGGAAAAGUGGACAGAGAGGUCCACGGAGGCUGUACUGGGUAAAGAAAUUCAGCUGAUGCACCGAGCCCCUGUGGUGUCGAUCGCAGUCUUGGAUGGGCGAGGAAACCCACUCCCUGAACCACUUGAAGUAUCUCGCGAUCUGGCCAAAGCCCCAGAGAUGCAGGGCAGCCAUUCUGUGCUGAUCAUCUCGGAGGAACAGUUCAAGGUGUUCACGCUGCCGAGGGUGAGCGCAAAGACAAAAUUCAAGCUGACUGCCCACGAAGGCUCCAGAGUAAGGAAACUGGGCUUGAUGAAUUUCCCCAGUGCUGUGUCGGAUGAAUAUUCGGAGAACUGCCUGGUGUGUUUAACAAACCUGGGAGACAUUCACAUCUUCACCAUCCCAGGACUCCGGCCUCAGAUCCGCUACGACUGCAUAAGGAAAGAAGACAUCAGUGGCAUAGCUUCAUGUGUCUUCACGAGGACAGGCCAGGGCUUUUAUUUGAUAUCACCAUCUGAAUUUGAGCGAUUCUCUCUGUCUACCAGAAACAUAACUGAACCACGUUGUGUGGUGGCAUGGGAAAGUGCAAGAGAGCCCCUGAGCCCUGUCUCUAGUUUAUGCAAUAACUUGCAGGGAUCGCCCAAGGUGAAUCAUUCCAAUGGAAUGCACAGGGUUCAGAACAAAGAAGAAAACAACUUGCUGGGCGCUACUGACGGGGUGAUGGAGAAUUUCUCACUGGCUUUGUCUCAGACACCACUGGACUCCCCCAUCAGCAGCACUGACAUCACCCUUGAUGCGAGCGGUGACAUGACAGUGGAGGACGUGAAAGACUAUUUGCCGGACUGCUAAUGGAAUGAGGAGCUUUGGAUACCUUGCAAUGUGACUGGUUAGCUGUGCAGAAAAGGGAAUAUUAUCUACCUUGCAUUGGGGUCAUGGACAUCGAUUUCACGGAGGUUUAAAUUGUCACAGCUUCUGUGCCAAAAGACAUUUUCUUCUAAGACUAUUAUCUGAAUCUCCACGUGGCACCAGUGGCCUCCGACUUGCCUUCAUUCUUACCCAACACUACACACAGAUAACUUUAUAAAGACUGAAUUUCAUAUGGUCAGUGAGGGACCCCUCUGAUAUCAUGGCUGGAAAAAAAAUCCAAAAUUUGACAGGAAGAAACUUCGAAUUUGGAAAGUUGAUCAUCAGUUUCCCCACAAAUCUGCCUCUCUAAGAAUCAGCUUUAAAUGACAUAAUCACAUUCUGUUUCCAGACUUUGAAAAGGAAUUAAAUUUCAAGGAAGUUUUUUGACUCUCCUUUACAGCUUUUCUGUUUUGUACAGAAGGUUUCAAUGAAUAAGAAUCCUUCAGUAGAUAUUCCUGAAUAAUGUUUACCUUCCUAUAAAGGGUUGAGCAAUGAUUACUGAAGCCUCUCUGAAUUAGCCCUGGGAGAACAGGGAGCUGAUUUAGUUUUCCAGUUUGCAGCAUAGUAAUGGUUGAAUUUUGAAUGAAACAGGUGUCUGAACCAUUUCGGUGCAAUCUACACCUUGGAGCAAGUUUAACUAUGCUACAUUUUAACCACUUUCUGAGAUGAUGUAUAAUUGUUCCUUGACAUUCAAUGUAAUUCGCCAAUGCACUUGCACGUUCAAUGGGCUUGAGGGUGUGACUAACCUCACUGUAGCAUACAUGCAUUCUACAAUGCCAGGUUUAGAUGGCAUAUGACCAGUUUUAAGCUGUUUUUAAUAAUUCAACUGUACAGUUUUCAAUAGCUAGACUCAAGCAAUUUUUAUGUUCGGCUUUCAUCUGAAUGUGUCAGUAAUAGAGGUUCCCCUCUCCACCCCUCCCUAAUACCUGUGCACAAAAUGGAAAAAUAUCUUCCUGGGUUCUCCUAUUUUUCUAGCGUUGAUCAUCAAAAUGACAGUGGUGCGAUGACCUUUUCUACGAUUAGGGAAUAAUGUUUUAAUUGCUUGUUUCACACAGUUUCUUCGGAUAGAAGAAGAAAUCUGAAAUUGUUCUCAAAGUUUGAUGGUCUUAAAUCAUGUUUAAUCAUUUUCUGCUGUUGCUGAAUCUCAUUACCCUGGAUAUCAUAUCUAACUGUGCUUCCAACAGUGUUACAUAGGUCACAUCUCUUGAAUAGAAUGGUAUUGCACUGGUGUGAUUUUUGUCUUUAAUUUUACUGACUGUCAAGCAGAAUGGUACAAUUUAUUUGUAAAUAUGCCUCCUUUAUUUUUGAAGGAUUUUUUUUGCAAUUUCUACAGGGCUGCUCACAGGAUUGUUCCCUUGUGUGGAAAGCGGUUGGUACUUGCAUUCUUCUGUCUGUACUUGUCAUUAUUAGACACUUUGAUAUUGACUCCGCAGGCACUGUGAAAAUUCCAGUAUUUUUUUAAGACUGUGCUGUUUACAAUACCAUUUUCUAGUAGAAUGUGUGCUGUUGAACAAAAGCUCAUUACAUUAUCUAAUGGAUUUUGCUUUUAACAGUAAUAAAGCAUCUAGUGUCUCAUGAACUUAACUCACUAGUGCUAGCUUUUUUCCUAGAGCUCUGAAGGCGAACUCUUGUGGAGAGGGUAAAGAUAGUCCAUCACACAACAGAACUCAGCACUUCACUCUAACCAGUCAUUACUAAUCCCAUUUAUAAGCACCUGCUGUGUAGAUCAUUCAAGUGCUUGGCUCAAUAAUUGAGAAACCUUUAAACAGUGACAUUCCCCUUCAGUUGCUUUAUGUGGAACUUGAAGAUUAAAAACCUACAAAUGACCUGUAGUCAGAGAUGACAAGGGGCAAAUUGAAGAUCCAGUUGUGAUAAAGGGUCCUUGACUUGAAAUAUUACCUGUUUCUCUUUACACAGAUGCUCCCUGAUCCAAGUGUUACCAGCAUUUUCCUUUUUUUAAAAAAAAAUUUCAGGUGUCAAUCAUCUGCAGUUGUUUUGCUUUGAUUUUGAAGGGUAACACCCAUCCAUUGAACAUACUUGAAGGGGUCUUUAACCACUGAGCAAUGUUAAUGCAGUUAAGGUGAAGUCCCUUGUAAUCAAUAGUCAAGGAGUUUUUGUAUGGAGCCUCAAACGCAGCUGAUGGAUUGGCUAUUUUUCUGUAAUUGUUCACUGAUUCUUCCCUGCCUUGUGCCCAAUCCCUAAAACACAAAGAAAGGACCUAAGAAAUAGGAGCAGGAGUCGGCCAUCUGGCCCGUUGAGCCUGCUCCACCAUGCAGUAAGAUCAUGGCUGAUCUGGCCAUGGACUCAUCUCCACCUACCUGCCUUUUCCACAUGACCCUUAUUUCCCCAACCAUGCAAAAAUUUAUAUAACUUUGUCUUAAAUAUAUUUACUGAAGUAGCCUCCACUGUUUCUUUGGGCAGAGAAUUCCACAGAUUCGCUACUCUCUGGGAAAAGCAGUUCCUCCUCAGCUCUGCCCUAAAUCUACUCCCCCGAAUCUUGAGGCUAUGUUCCCUAGUUCUAGUCUCACCUACCAGUGGAAACAACUUUCCUGCCUCUGUCUUAUCUAUCCCUUUUCAUAAUCUUGUUUCUAUAAGAUCUCCUAUUCUUCUGAAUGCCAGAGUACAGUCCCAGGAGGCUCAAUCUCUCAUAGUCUAACCCCCCACCCCUUUAAAGGCAUCCGUUAGUCUUGUAAGAUCAUGGAUCUGCACCUGGAAAGUCUUCACUCUCCAGGGUGCAGGCCUGGGCAAGGUUGUAUGGAAAACCAGCAGUUGCCCAUGCUGCAAGUCUCCCCUGUCCAUGACACCAACAUUGUCCAAGGGAAGGGCAUUAGGACCCAUACAGCUUGGCACCAGUGUUGUCGCAGAGCAAUGCCUUGCCCAAGGACACAACCCGUUCCCUCGGCUGGGGCUCGAACUC